Messenger RNA from Haplochromis burtoni (Burton's mouthbrooder), 775 nucleotides. Its product is annotated as olfactory receptor 6M1-like. Gene Ontology annotation, biological process: G protein-coupled receptor signaling pathway. Gene Ontology annotation, cellular component: membrane. The record is from RefSeq and is a predicted model, not a curated record. The transcript is spliced from 2 exons. Gene Ontology annotation, molecular function: G protein-coupled receptor activity; olfactory receptor activity. Lineage: Eukaryota; Metazoa; Chordata; Actinopteri; Cichliformes; Cichlidae. The annotation marks the transcript as partial.
GUACUAUGGCAAAGCUGCAUCAAUCCCACGCUCAGGAAAAGCAGGUCCACGCACAUCUAAUGGAGCCACGACGAAGGGCCAAACAGAGAACGGCACCAGAGUCCACAAACAGCGCUGGAGCGGCUCCAGUCGUUGCCAUGGAAACCCACCACCGCAAUCCUUCGAUCUUCUCGAUAUCCGCGUCCAGGCCAGCCUGGUCUGUUUCCGCGAAAAUGCUUCAAUCAAACUAACACAUUUUAUUAUAGGUGGUUUUGACACAGUCAAAAUGCCUGUAGCAGUUGGUGUGGUUAUGCUGAUAACCUAUUUACUAGCUGUUUUGGCAAGUUUGGUCAAUAUCAUCUUCAUUGUUUCUGACAAGCAGUUACAUAAACCAAUGUAUCUUCUGAUUUGCAAUCUUGCUGUUGUUGACAUCUUCUAUACCUCUAGUGCCACUCCAACAAUGAUCGGGGUUCUACUUGCUGGUGUUAAUACCAUAUCAUAUGUGGAGUGUUUAAUUCAAAUGUAUGUUUACCAGGUGGGAGCAACAAUGGAGAGGUUUUCUUUAACAAUUAUGGCAUUUGAUCGGUUAAUUGCUAUAAUUUGUCCUCUUCAGUAUCAUAGUUAUUUAACAAAUACACGUACAGUAGUAUUUACAUACAUUCUGUGGAUUGUUGCCUGUAGUUUUGUGCUUUUUACACUUGUAACAGCUACACCGCUCCCUCACUGCUAUUCGAGGCUUAGGUACACUUUCUGUGACUAUGCUGCAGUUAUGCGAACCACUUGUGUUGACCCAGAG